Messenger RNA from Prunus mume (Japanese apricot), 2131 nucleotides. RefSeq names its product Galactose oxidase/kelch repeat superfamily protein. The record is from RefSeq and is a predicted model, not a curated record. Gene Ontology annotation, cellular component: nucleus. Gene Ontology annotation, molecular function: protein binding. NCBI's taxonomy places the organism in Eukaryota, Viridiplantae, Streptophyta, Magnoliopsida, Rosales, Rosaceae.
CCCACCCCCACCCCUUGUCCUCUCUGCUCAGUUAUAUAUCACAGACUUCAACUCUCUCUCUCUCUCUCUCUCUCUCUCUCUCGUUCGUAUCUUUUUUCUCAAUUCAUCGCCGGACUCCGGCAACAUGCUCGACGGAAAACUUUUCCGGCCUCAUUCGCCGGCGACCUGACUAUUGAGAUCCGAUAACGAUUCUACGCACUUUCCGGAUUUUCCUGUUUGGAUAUAUGUAAAUCAUACGAGAAAGGUUUCUGGGAAUCCUCGAUCGUCUGGUGAAAUAAGUAGACUUCUGAACCAUUUUAUCAGCCAUUUUCCUUUGUUUAAUCAGCUCGAUCGUCUGGCGAUGGCUAUGAAAUUGUUCAAAUUUCGUUUUUGAUAUAGAAAUUGAGCAUAUUAUCUUUUGCAUAGUCGGGAUUUUUGGAGUAUGAAACUUGGAAUUUUGACUAUUAUACUAUACUGGUUAAUGGAAAGGAAUAAAUCGAUUGCCUGCAAAGAUCGGAAUUGUCUUUCCGGGUUUUUGAGGGUUGAUUGAUUCGAGAUUGGCGUAAUAGGGCUUUUCUGGAACCUCUUUAUGAAGAUUGUUUUUUGUUUGGGAGUUUUGGUUGGGGUAUACUGAACUUUUGUUAACAUGAGAAACAUGGCUGCUCCUGAAGAGGAAGUAAAUACUAUUUCUAAUGUCAGUUUGCAGGGAAGAGUGAAUGAUGGUCGCCGUAGGUAUGGAUCAAGUGAUUCGCUUGUCCCGGGUCUUGUUGAUGAUGUAGCUUUGAAUUGCCUUGCUUGGGCUUGUAGAUCGGAUUAUGCUUCGCUGUCAUGUAUUAACACAAAGUUUAAUAAGUUAAUUAAAAGUGGGUAUUUGUAUGAGUUGAGGAAGCAGUUGGGAAUUGUGGAACAUUGGGUGUAUUUGGUGUGUGAUUUGAGAGGGUGGGAGGCGUUUGAUCCAGUGAGCAAGAAAUGGAUGACAUUGCCUAAGAUGCCUUGUGAUGAGUGUUUUAACCAUGCCGAUAAGGAGUCUUUGGCUGUGGGAAGUCAGUUGUUGGUUUUUGGUCGUGAGCUGUUGGAUUUUGCUAUUUGGAAGUACAGUGCAAUACAUCGUAGUUGGGUAAAAUGUCAGGGAAUGAACCAGCCUCGCUGCUUGUUUGGGUCUGGUAGCCUUGGUUCAAUUUCUAUUGUUGCGGGUGGUAGUGAUAAGAAUGGAAAUGUCUUGAAAUCAGCGGAGAUAUAUGAUUCUGAAUCAGGCAGGUGGGAAAUGCUUCCUAACAUGCACACACCACGUAGAUUGUGCACUGGUUUUUUCUUGGACAGCAAAUUCUACGUCAUUGGUGGGAUGUCAAGUCCUACUGAAUCACUGACUUGUGGGGAGGAAUAUGAUCUUGAGACAGGGAAAUGGAGGAAAAUUGAGGGUAUGUUUCCAUAUGUCAAUAGGGCUGCACAGGCUCCUCCUCUUGUGGCAGUUGUUGGUAAUCAAUUAUAUGCAGUUGAGUAUUUAACCAACAUGGUGAAGAAGUAUGACAAGGAGAAGAACACCUGGGAUGUUUUAGGAAGACUUCCAGUGAGGGCUGACUCUUCAAAUGGCUGGGGCCUGGCUUUUAAGGCUUGUGGAAAGGAGCUUCUGGUUGUUGGUGGGCAAAGAGGUCCAGAAGGCGAAGGUAUUGUCCUCAACUCUUGGUCUCCAAAGUCAGGGGUCAAGAAUGGCACCUUGGAUUGGAAAGUUAUUGGAGUGAAAGAGCAUGUUGGGGUGUUUGUGUACAACUGUGCAGUUAUGGGUUGUUGAAGAUUCUUUUUAGAUUAACCAAAAGGAAGGUACUGGUUUCUGCAAUCUGACAUGGCCCUUCAGGGUAGUUCCCUGUGCAUCUAUCUGAUUGACUAGAAUUAAUUGUUGCUGAGAUAGCAUUUCCCUGGCUCAGAAUUUGGUUCUCUUUUCUUAACAUGCCUGUAUUUGGAGAUGUUUCAUACUUCCAUGAUCCUGCAAAAGAUUUGCUCUAUAAAGAUCAAAAUAGGGACACAUGGGUGGUAUGUCGCGCCCUGUUUUAUCUUUAAGUUGUGUUUCUCAUCUACAGCCCAAUUAUUUAUUUUAAUAAAUUGAAAUCCUUAUUGUUUAAUGAUUUGUUUUUAAAAAAUUCACUACUUAAUAGUG